AUGGAUUCCAACAAUUUUUCGUAUUAUGACUAUGACAAUGGCAGCUAUCUGGACUACCCGGCGUUGGACCUGAGUGCAGCCCCCUGCAUGCACACCUCCAUUGGCCAUUGGAUCAACGUGAUGUUGGCCGUGGUCUACAGCCUGGUGUGUCUCUUGGCCGUGACGGGGAACCUGUUGGUGAUGGUGGUCAUCCUUCACAACCGCCGCUCCAUCUCAUCCACGGACGUCUACCUGCUCCAUCUGGCCACGGCCGACCUGCUCUUUGCCCUCACCCUGCCCUUCUGGGCAGUGGACGCCGUAUCUGGCUGGGUGUUUGGUGACGCCAUGUGUAAGGUGAUCAGUAUGUUGCAGGAGGUGAACUUUUACAAUGGCAUCCUGCUGCUGGCCUGCAUCAGCGUGGACCGCUACCUGGCCAUUGUCCGCUCUGUCCAGUCGCACGGCCACAAGAGGCCGUGGCUGGUCAAACUGGUGUGUGCCAUCGUCUGGCUCGUGGCCCUGCUCCUGUCCUUGCCCGUUCUCCACAAGGGUGAGUUGAUCCAUGAUCGCAGGACCCUGUGCUACGAGAUCCUCGGCGCACAUUCGGUCAACAUCUGGAGAACCGCCACCAGGUUUGUACGGCACGUGAUGGGUUUCCUCGUGCCGCUGGCCGCCAUGGUCUUCUGCUACUCCGUCACUGUGUGGAAACUGUGCCAGACCAAGGGCUUCCAGAAGCAGAAAGCCAUGAAGGUCAUCAUCGCGGUGGUGCUGGCCUUCCUGGCGUGCUGGCUGCCCCACAACGUCACGGUCUUCGUGGACACACUGAUGAGGAGCAGUCUCAUUGACCAGACCUGCGCCAGACGCGACCACUUGGACAAGGCAAUAACCGCCACGCUAACCCUGGGCUACACGCACAGCUGCAUCAACCCAAUCCUCUACGCCUUCAUCGGGGUGAAGUUCAGGAGGAACCUGGUCAAACUCUUGGCUAAUAAAGGGCUCGUCAGCCAGAGUGUCCAAGCCCAUUACAAGCGAUCCGUGUCGACAUCCUCUGAAUCUGGACUCAUUGUGGCCACGAUAUAGAUUCGUCAUGACAGCAAAAACUCAACCACUCGUCAAAACCUGAUUGGUCUUUUGUCUGUUGCAUUGGAUCAAGUGCGAGGAGAUGUUUCUUCUCCGCUGAUUUGUGGUCGGUCAUACCACUUGUGUUUUCUUUGGCUUCUCUGCUCCCAUUAAUCCAUCUCUCUCUGUCUCUCUUGCAUU
Molecule: messenger RNA, 1236 nt
Organism: Amblyraja radiata (thorny skate)
Lineage: Eukaryota; Metazoa; Chordata; Chondrichthyes; Rajiformes; Rajidae
Product: C-X-C chemokine receptor type 2-like
Exons: 1
Coding region: 1-1056 (351 amino acids)
Biological process (GO): G protein-coupled receptor signaling pathway; neutrophil chemotaxis; positive regulation of cytosolic calcium ion concentration
Cellular component (GO): external side of plasma membrane; membrane
Molecular function (GO): C-X-C chemokine receptor activity; C-C chemokine binding; C-C chemokine receptor activity
Source: RefSeq, a predicted model, not a curated record